This is a messenger RNA of Mesitornis unicolor (brown roatelo), 4876 nucleotides long. RefSeq names its product utrophin-like. Gene Ontology annotation, cellular component: plasma membrane. Gene Ontology annotation, molecular function: protein binding. Lineage: Eukaryota; Metazoa; Chordata; Aves; Mesitornithiformes; Mesitornithidae. Gene Ontology annotation, biological process: synaptic signaling. The record is from RefSeq and is a predicted model, not a curated record.
AUGUCUUCAUUACUGUAUUUGAUUUAGACUGAUUCAAAAGUUGUUCAGAAGUGGAUGGAUGGUGUGAAAGACUUCUUAAUGAGAGAAAAGGCUGUUCAAGGAGACACUGAAGGACUUCAAAGACAACUUGACCAGUGCACAGUGUUUGUCAAUGAAAUGGAGACAAUUGAACCAUCACUGAAAGAGAUGAAAGAAAUAGAGUCAGCUUUAAGAACUCACCCUAUUGCAGGCAUAAAUACUUGGGCAAAGUCUAGGCUAGUUGACUGCCAGACUCAAUGGGAGAAACUGAGCAAACAGAUCAUUAGUCAGAAAAAUCGCCUGUCCGAAAGUCAGGAAAAAGCUGUAAAUCUGAAGAAGGAUUUGGCAGAGAUGCAAGAAUGGAUGACCCAAGCUGAAGAAGAAUAUUUGGAGAAAGAUUUUGAAUACAAGUCUCCUGAAGAGCUAGAGAAUGCAGUGGAGGAAAUGAAGAGAGCGAAAGAGGAUGUGUUGCAGAAAGAGGUGCGGGUGAAGAUUCUCAAAGACAACAUCAAGAUGUUGGCUGCCAAAGUGCCGUCCAGUGGUCAGGACCUGGCGACCGAGCUGAAUGUUGUGCUGGAGAACUACCAGCUGCUGUGCAAUCGAAUCCGGGGGAAAUGCCACACUUUGGAGGAGGUGUGGUCCUGUUGGAUUGAGCUGCUUCAGUACCUUGAUUUAGAAACAGCUUGGCUAAACAAUUUGGAACAAAGAGUGCAAAUGACAGAAAAUCUGCCUGAUAAGUUGGAUGCCGUCAAUGAUGCUCUUGAGUCCCUGGAAUCAGUCCUGCGUCAUCCAGCUGAUAAUCGAACCCAGAUUCGGGAACUUGGACAGACACUGAUUGAUGGAGGGAUUCUUGAUGAUAUAAUCAGUGAAAAAUUGGAGGCUUUCAAUGCCCGCUAUGAGGAACUGAGUCACUUGGCGGUGAGCCGGCAGAUAGCCUUGGAACAGCAGCUACAGACCAUGCGAGAAACCGACCACAUGUUGCAGGUCUUGCAGGAGAACUUAGUGGAGCUGGAUAGACAGCUGACAUCUUACCUUACUGAUAGGGUAGAUGCCUUUCAGAUGCCCCAGGAGGCCCAGAAAAUUCAAGCUGAGAUUGCAGCUCAUGAAUCCACCUUAGAGGAGCUCAAUUCUUUCCCUCCUGCGUCUCCUGAAUGCAGAUCUCCUCGUGGUGGAACUCAGCUGGAUGCUUUGCAGAGAAAACUCCGUGAAGUGUCUACAAAGUAUCAGCUUUUCCAGAAACCAGCCAAUUUUGAGCAGCGCAUGUUGGAUUGCAAGCGGGUGUUGGAUGGUGUAAAAGCAGAGCUUCAUGUCUUGGAUGUGAAAGGUACUGACCCAGAUGUAAUCCAAACUCACCUGGACAAAUGCAUGAAACUCUAUAAGACCCUCAGUGAGGUGAAACUGGAGGUUGAAACGGUCAUCAAGACAGGAAGGCAAAUUGUACAGAAACAACAGACAGAUAAUCCCAAAGGGAUGGAUGAGCAACUGACAGCAUUGAAAUUUCUUUACAAUGACUUGGGGGCACAGGUGACAGAAGGAAAACAAGACCUUGAAAGAGCAUCCCAGCUGGCACGCAAAAUGAGGAAAGAGGCUGCCUCUUUGUCAGAGUGGCUGGCUGCCACUGAGGCUGAGCUUGUGCAGAAGUCCACUUCAGAGAGCUUGCUUUCUGAUCUAGAUUCAGAAAUUGCCUGGGCCAAAAAUGUGCUGAGAGAGCUGGAGAGGAGGAAAUCUGAUCUGAAGAGCAUCACAGAAAGCUGCACCGCACUUCAGGCUCUAGUGGAAGGGAGUGAGGCUUCCCUGGAGGAGAAGCUGUGUGUCCUUAAUGCUGGCUGGAGCAGAGUUCGGACCUGGACAGAGGACUGGUGUGACACCUUGUUGAAUCAUCAGGGCCAGUUGGAAAUAUUUGAUGAAAAUGUUGCCCACAUAAGUACUUGGCUGUAUCAGGCUGAAGCCUUGCUGGAUGAAAUUGAGAAAAAGUCAGCAAGCAAAAAGGAGGAAACUGUGAAGCGCUUAACAUCUGAAUUAGAUGAUGUUAGUCUUCGAGUGGAUAAUGUGCGUGAUCAGGCUAUCAUCCUAAUGAAUGGACGGGGGGUGUCGUGCCGUGAACUUGUUGAACCCAAACUGGCAGAACUGAACCGUAACUUUGAGAAGGUCUCUCAGCACAUCAGAAGUGCCAAGAUGCUUGUUGGACAAGAACGACUUCCUGUCAUGUCAGACCCCCGUGAAGUCAGAGUAGCUUUUCCAGACCUGGAAAAAUUUGAGAGUGAUGUACAGAAUAUGUUAAAAGUUGUGGAGAAGCGUCUGGAGUUGAGUAGGGAAGAUGAAAAGCUGGAUCAAGAAAGAGUUCAGGUUGAAAAAGUUCUACAGAGAGGAGGGCAGUUGUUACAGCAGCCUAUGGAGGACCAUAAGAGAGAGAUCUACAUACAGCUCUUGCUUCUGCAGAAAAAGUACAAUAGUGUGCAGGCAAUCCUUGUCCAGCAGAGGUUAAAAGGCCACUUUGCCACAGGGGUUAGGACCUUGCCUUUUUCGGCUGAAUACUUAGUUGAAAUCAACAGAGUCUUGCUGGCUAUGGCUGAUGUUGAACUGCUGCUGAAUGCACCAGAGCUAAAUACUGGCAUCUAUGAGGACUUUUCAACUCAGGAAGAUGCACUAAAGAACAUAAAAGAUAUUUUGGAUAAACUUGGGGAUCAAAUUGCAGUCAUACAUGAGAAGCAGCCUGAUGUUAUCUUAGAAGCAUCUGGACCUGAGGCGAUGCAAAUAGGAGAUGCACUAACCCAGCUGAAUGCAGAAUGGGAUAGAAUUAAUAGAAUGUACAAUGAUCGUAAGUGCUGCUUUGAUAGAGCGAUUGAGGUGUGGAGGCAGUUCCACUGUGAUCUCAAUGACCUCUCCCACUGGAUAACGGAAGCUGAAGUGCUGUUAGCUGAUGCCCGUGGUCCAGAUGGCACCCUGGAGCUACCAACAGCUGAGCUGCAUCAACAGGAACUGGAAGAGGGAAUCACCAGCCACCAGACCAGUGUUUCAGCAUUGAACAGAACUGGGGAAGGGAUCAUACAGAAACUGUCUGCUACAGAUGGGAGCUUCCUGCAGGAGAAGCUGGCAGGAUUGAAUAGACGCUGGAAAGCAAUCACUGUGGAGGUCAUGGAUAGACAACAGAGGCUAAAAGGAGAGAAUCAGCAGCUGAUAGAGUACAGAAAGAAGCUUGAUGAACUGCGUUGCUGGUUGGAAAAUAUAGAAAAUGCUCUAGACACAAGCUUUACAUUCAACCAUGAAGAAAACUUGCAAAAAUUACAGGUCUUAAGUGAAGAGAUGGAAGUACAAGGAGACAAACUGGAAUGGCUGAACAGAACUGAACCUGAAGUGCUUUUGGAUAAAAAUGUUGGUAUUCAGGAAAAAGAGAAACUUUCUAACUGUCUGCAGUCCCUCAAUGUGAGGUGGAAUAAGGUGUUCAGAGAAGUGCCUGACAGAAUGAGAGAUUUGGAGGCUUUUGUUGGGCAGUCUUGUCUUGUUACACAGACAAAGCCUUCUGAUGUCCAAAAGGUGGUGCUAGUAUCUUCUUCUUUGGAAAUUCCUGCUCAGACUCAGCAGGCUUUGGAACUUUCUGCACCUGCUGAUCUGGAUAAAACUACAACUGAGCUGGCUGACUGGUUGGUAUUGAUUGACCAGAUGCUCAAGUCAAACAUAGUCACCGUGGGAAAUACUGAAGAGAUCAAUCGGACUAUUGCACGAAUGAAAAUCACAAAGGCAGAUUUGGACCAGCGGCACCCUCAGCUUGAUUCUGUUUUUACAUUGGCUCAGAAUUUGAAGAAUAAAACUUCCAGUUCAGACGUGAGGACAGUGAUCACAGAAAAAUUGGAGAAGGUGAAGACCCAGUGGGACAAUACCCAGCAUGGUGUGGAGGUGCGGCAGCAGCAGCUGAAGUACAUGCUGACUGACAGCAUGCAGUGGGAUGAGCAGAGGCAAGAAAUGGAGCACCUCAUGGAGCAGUGUGAGAUCCGUCUGCAUAUGCUCUUGCAGGCCUCAAAAGAGAUGCUUGUCAAACAGAUUUCAGAAAACAAACUGUUAGUACAGGAUUUGCAUAGAGGUGACAUCACGGUAGCUGCAUUCAAUGAUCUUUCUAAUAAACUUCUUCGAGAGUAUCGUGAUGAUGAUACAAGGAGGGUGAAGGAAACCACUGACCAAAUGAACACUUGUUGGGUUAAUCUGAACCAAAGAGCUGUUGAUAGGCAAAAUUUCUUGGAGACAGAGCUGAAGACAGUACAGACCUCACACAAGGAUCUGGAGAGCUUCCUCAAGUGGCUUCAAGAGGCAGAGACGACUCUUAACGUUCUAGCAGAUGCAUCCCAGCGUGAGAACACUGCUCAGGACACUGCCUGCGUAAGGGAACUCAGAAAGCAGAUGCAGGACAUCCAAGCUGAGAUUGAUGCCCACAAUGACAUCUUUAAAAGCAUUGAUGGAAACAGACAGAAGAUGGUGAAAGCCUUGGGAAACACUGAGGAAGCUGCCCUGCUCCAGCACCGGCUUGAUGACAUGAACCAGCGCUGGAAUGACCUGAAGGCAAAGUCAGCUAACAUCAGAGCUCACUUGGAGGCCAGUGCAGAGAAAUGGAACAGAUUGCUGACAUCCCUGGAAGAGUUAAUCAAGUGGCUGAAUGUGAAAGAUGAAGAACUGAAAAAGCAAAUGCCCAUUGGAGGGGAUGUUCCAACCUUACAGCAACAGUAUGACCACUGCAAAGCACUGAGGCGUGAACUGAAGGAUAAAGAGCAGACCAUUCUCAAUGCUGUGGACCAGGCACGAGUUUUCCUUGCUGACCAACCAAUUGAGGGGCCUGAGGAACCAAGAAGGAGUUUACAUUCAAAAUCAG